This is a messenger RNA of Lethenteron reissneri (Far Eastern brook lamprey), 1784 nucleotides long. Its product is annotated as ETS translocation variant 1-like. The record is from RefSeq and is a predicted model, not a curated record. Gene Ontology annotation, cellular component: nucleus. Lineage: Eukaryota; Metazoa; Chordata; Hyperoartia; Petromyzontiformes; Petromyzontidae. Gene Ontology annotation, biological process: cell differentiation; regulation of transcription by RNA polymerase II. Gene Ontology annotation, molecular function: DNA-binding transcription factor activity, RNA polymerase II-specific; sequence-specific DNA binding.
CGCGCGCGCCCGCCUACGGUGGCCACUCAGUGACGCAGCAGCAGCAGGAACAACAACAACAACGACCUACAUUGUACAACAACAGUUAUUAAUAAUAAUAAUUACUUCAAAUACCGACAUAGUAAUUAGAUUGGUAUGAUUUAACGACGCUGCUUCUUCAACUCGUUAAUUCGAGGCGGAUAAGCAGCCAGCCAACGCGCAGGAGGACCUGCCGUGGCGUCACAUCAAAAGGGGCUUCCAGACGAGCAUGGAGACCAUCUACGACCAGGAGGUCCCCUACGCGAACACAACGAGCCAAGAGGCUGGAGGAGCUCAGCGCCUAGCCGUGGAGCGCAAGAGGAAGUGUAUGGAUCUCGAUGAAGACCUGGCUCAAGACACUGAAGAUCUCUUUCUUACUCUGAGCCAACUGCAGGAAGCCUGGCUGGUGGAGGCCAAGGUUCCUGAUGAGGAGGAACCAUUCAUGCUGGAUUUCUCAUCAGAAAAUUUGGCAUUCCACGCCCCUGUGAAGAUCAAGAAGGAGGGCCGAGGCACGUGCCUGCAGGCGUCCACGUGCGCGCAGGAGCACAUGCAGGGCCUGCUGUCCGCUGCGCCCUGCCACUCCAGUCCCGGUGGCUACUCUCUGAAGAGGGAUGGGGUGCUCAGUGUGAGUGGCAGCCCUUCGCCCUCCUGUACAACGCCCGUGUCAUCACUCCAGCAACAGCAGCAACAACAGCAGCAGCAGCAACAGCACCAGCAGCAACACCAGCAGCAACAGCAGCAGCAGCCGUGCAGCAGCAGCUCGGCACCGUGCUCGCGCCUCAUGCCCAGCCCGGCCCCGGCGCCCUCACACACCGUCGCGGGGCCCUUUUCAAGCCCGUACCCCACCGCGGCCCCUUCUCCUGCCGAUGUCAGCGGCUACAAUGACAGCAGGUUUCAGCGGCAUCUGUCGGAGCCGUGCUCUCCGUAUCCCCCCUCUCAGCACAUGUCUCGCCCAGGCUGCAUCCCCUUCCACCGCCAAGCCUCCGAGCCGCUCAUGGCCCCUUUCCCCCCUCCGCCGGGACCUCCGGGAGGCAUCAAGCAAGAGUACACGGGGCCCAUGGGGUACCCGGGCGAGGAUGCGUACCCUGGCCACCUGGGCCAGCGUUCGCAUGGGCCACAGCCGCCCCAGACGCAUGUCAUGCACGGCAACAUGGGGAGGCCAGAAUUUCGUCCCCCACCCCACAUGGUGCAGGAGCGGUCAGACUGCCCUUACCAAACGGAUAUGCCCACCGGGCAGUCCAUGUACAUGAAUGGAGAAGGCUAUUCGUCAUCACAUAAUGAAGGUGAUGUAAGCGGAUACAGAAGCGUGCCGCCCCCCAUGUACCAGCGCCGUGGCUCGCUGCAGCUGUGGCAGUUCCUGGUGGCGCUAUUGGAGGACCCUGUACACGCCGGCACCAUCGUGUGGACGGGGCGUGGUAUGGAGUUCAAACUCCUCGAUCCUGAAGAGGUGGCACGGCUUUGGGGAAUCCAGAAGAACAGGCCAGCCAUGAAUUACGACAAGCUGAGUCGCUCCCUGCGAUACUACUAUGAGAAGGGCAUCAUGCAAAAGGUGGCAGGCGAGCGGUACGUGUACCGCUUCGUGUGCGACCCCGAGGUGGUCUUCUCCCUCGCCUUCCCGGACAGCCAGCGCGCCGUGGUGAAGACGGAGCGCCGCCGGGCCCCGCCAGCCGAGGGCAGCGCCCCUCCCCACGUGCACUUCAACUCCCACGAGCAUGCCGAGGUCACCUACAGGGACACCGGCGUCUACUGAGUGUGCCCCCCCCCCC